AUGGGUCGUGCCGGAGCCACGAGUGACGGCGUCGUCCUGGGGACUGUGCUUGUCCUGCUGCUGGCCGCUGGGGCUGUCUGGUGGGCCCUUGGCCACCGGCACCCACCGAGCCGGCGGGCACGGACGGCAAAGAGGAGCGAGCGCCCCGGGGUCCGGCCCCGAGGCUCACGGAGGAACCGAGGAGCCCCUGUGGCUCCCAGGGCCCCAAGGCCUCGGGCGACUCGGCGCAAGCGGCCACGUGCUCCCGCCAGCCCCCUGGGCAGGCCCUGCAGCUGCGGCCCCUGCGUGGCUCUGGCCCAGGAGCUGCAGGAGCUGAUGCGGCUGCUCCGGCAUCCCAGAGGGACACGUGCGCCGCUCUACUCGGGGAUGUGGCAGGCGCUGUGGAAACAACUGGAGGAGCUGGUGAAGCGAGGCCACCUGCCCUGCUGUGGCCCCUCCAGCUCCUCCCGAAGCCUCCAUCCCUUCAAGAGGCUGCUCCCAGCAAGAUUCUCCAUCGCUGGGAGAGCCUCAAGGCCUGCAAGGAUGGCACAGCAGGGGAGAGCCAUCCGUGCAGGAACAUCAGGCUGUCAGAGACCCUGCAUCCUGCCAGGAGCCUCUGCUAUCUCUGACAGCCUCCAUCCCUCGCAGAGGCUCACUGAGACCUGUCAGCCUGCAGAAGAUGCAGGGCCCGUGGACAGGUCUCCCAGCUCCCUUGGACGCACGGGCUUCAACAACGCGGGCGCACCCCUGACCCCUGACGUGGCCAGGGAAAGCCCAGAGGUCCAAACGGGAGCCCAGCCCGAUCCAGGGGAGCCUUCUUGGGAGAAGCUGGCCAAGCAGCAAGCGUCCUGGAGCCAGCAGUGGUCAUCCCACAGCUGCCAGGACGCUGUGCCGCUUGUGCCAGCUGGAGAAAGCCCGAGCCUGGUGGUGGAGACCAGCCUGGAUACAUCAAGGAGGCUCCUCCAUCUCCAGGAAGCUGUCCCAAGACAGCCCUCGACUGCCACGAAGGGCUCUCCAAUAGCAGCUGCUCCUGGCACCCCCCUGGGUGAAGAAGCCUCGGGCUGCAGCCCCGGCCAUGGUCAAUGGCAGAGUCCAGCCCACGAGGCCGGGGCCAGUGACGGUGCCGCCGUGCCCCGCUGCCCCGGGGCUCCUGCAGCCGCCUGUGCGCGCUGCCCAGGCCCGGCUCUGCCGCUCGCCAGCCCGGCGGCUGCGGAGCAGGGGCCGCUGCCCGGCGCGCAGCAGGGAGCAGGGCAAAGGAAGGAGCUGCAGGAGCUGUACCAGCUGGGCCCGCAGCUGGGCAGCGGUGGCUUUGGCACCGUUUUCUCGGGCAUCCGCCUCUCCGACGGGAGACCGGUGGCCAUCAAACGCGUGUCCCGGGAGAGCGUCCUGCAGUGGGACGAGCUGCCCGACGGCACCCGCGUGCCCAUGGAGGUCGUGCUGAUGGAGAAGGUGGGCUCCAGCUGCUACAACAUCAUCCAGCUCCUCGACUGGUUCGAGCUGCCUGACAGCUUCGUGCUGGUGCUGGAGCGUCCGGAGGCAUGGCAGGAUCUCCUGCAGCUCCUGCUGGAGCAGGAGUUCCUGUGCGAGGAGAUGGCGCGCUGGCUUUUCGUCCAGGUGCUGGAGGCCGUGCGGCACUGCACCGCCUGCGGCGUCCUGCACCGGGACAUCAAGCCGGCGAACCUCCUCGUGGACCCGGAGAGCGGCGACCUGAAGCUCAUCGACUUCGGUUGUGGCACCUUCCUCCAGGAGCGGGCCUACACGCGCUUUGCCGGAACGCACGCCUACAGCCCGCCCGAGUGGGUCUGCCUUGGCUGCUACGACGGCCAUGAAGCCACCGUUUGGUCCCUGGGCGUGCUGCUGUACGUCAUGGUCUGCGGGAGACUCCCCUUUGAGGACGACCAUGCCAUCCUGCUGGGGCAGCCCUUCUUCUGGCAGCAGGUCUCUCCAGAGUGCCAGCAUCUGAUCCGCUGGUGCUUGACCAAGCACCCCGCUUACAGGCCACAGCUGGAGGAGAUCUUGCGCCACCCUUGGGUGCAGGGCAGGCGCUUUUGACACCUUGCUGGAGCCCCUGCUGCACCCACGUACAGAAUCCCACACAGGACUGAGGACCCGAGAAAUAAAACAACAACAAACCCAUUGCAGCUAGUCAAGUCUGGUCCUUGUCAGCAACUUCAGCUAAAGAAACCUCUUGGGAAAAGGGGAGAUCUGAGUGCUCCCCUCAGCCUUUGUCAAGCUUUCCAUGCCUUUCCUCCAGGAUGCUCCUUUUGUGUCUCCAAGCGCAGGCUGUAGUGCGGGUAGGAGGGGCUUGACACAGCCAAGAAAUGCAACAGUGAAACAACAGCUGCCCUUUGAAAGUGACAGGGGCUUCUUGGUGUGUCUCCUGAAGUGACACACUGUCUCUGUGUGCAUUGCAAGGGCCGGCUGGUGUCAGGGACAGAGACGUCUCCUCUCCAAAGCUCUGUGAAGAACCAGAAGCAGCAGAACGUCAUUUCAGGUUGAGCCCUGAUGAACUCUUCCUCUUUCUUUCCCUCUCAUCGGCAGCAGGCAAAUGCGCACCAGGCCUCGUGGCUCAUGCCAGAGCCUUCUUCCUCCCCAGGAAGCCUCCUCCCAGUAAGGGAGGAGCCCCCACAGCCCAGGACUCUCCAGCUCAGCCCCCCUUGAGCCAGGCCGCCGUCUGAGCCCCAGGUGCCCUGGGCCAAGCGGGGAUUGGGGGCCCUCUUGGCCACAGCUGCCACAAAUGAAUGGAGGCUCAAACCUCUGACAAGAGGAAAAGGGCCAGCAAAGCCUCAGCUCGAAGCAUGAAGAGAGCAGACUUCAGGCUGCUCAGGGAACUGCUAAGCAAGGUCCCUGGGGAAAAUGGUUUUGAAGGUGCUGGGGUCCAUCAGUGCUGGUCGCUUUGGUAACAUCACCUCCUAAGGACACAGAGCAGGUGAUGCCCAAAUGUCAGAAGCCGAGCAGGUGAGGCAUGAGACUGGCUUGCCUGGACAGGCAUCGUCUCUGGGAAAGGGGAUGGAAAAGGAAGCUUUGUGCCCUGUGAAUCCAGGUCAGGAGAAGAAUACACAGAUGCCUCUAACCAGUGCAGGGAGAAAUUUGGUGUUGUGAAAGCUCAGCGGCAGAUGAAGGUGGCCGGAAAUGCAGGGCACGAUAAAAAGAGUGGUUUUAAAUACAUUAAUGGAGAAAAAACCCCGUUGUAGAAAUAACCUUGAAAUAAAUGUUCCCUUCCAGAAUAUGGAUGGUCACCUCCCAAUCAAGGACACAGACGUGGCAAAGGAAUUUAGGGUGCGUUUGUUGCCUCUGUCUUUGACGUUCAUCCCUCCCUUCCCAGUGGGAAACAUUGCACUGGUGUACCAAGGGACACUGCAAAGUCCUUGAAGAGGGCAAGCCCUGCUCAGCAGAAAGCAAAGCACCUCUGUUUGGAGCACAGCAUUCCUUUCCAUCCAAACCCAACACGUGCCAGCUACUGUGAAGAAAGAAACUGAAUCCCAGUCCAAGCUAGAGCAGUGGGAGCACAGUGAGCGUUCCUUGCAAAUCCCGAUUUAUUUA
Messenger RNA from Melospiza georgiana, 3522 nucleotides. RefSeq lists its product as uncharacterized. The record is from RefSeq and is a predicted model, not a curated record. Gene Ontology annotation, biological process: protein autophosphorylation. Gene Ontology annotation, cellular component: cytoplasm. NCBI's taxonomy places the organism in Eukaryota, Metazoa, Chordata, Aves, Passeriformes, Passerellidae. The coding region runs from base 1 to 2031 and encodes 676 amino acids. Gene Ontology annotation, molecular function: ATP binding; protein serine/threonine kinase activity. The transcript is spliced from 7 exons.